UGCGUCCGGCCCCGCCCUGAUGUCCCGAUGACAGCACGGACAAGAUGGCGGCCAGCUGGGAAGUGAAGUGAGGAUGUCAACAUCAUUUCUUCAGUUCAAACAAGCAAGGAUUUUCUCCACAUGUGCCAUCGUUCAAACGCGAUAUAGUUCAUGUGCCGUGCGUUUGUUUUAAGGACCGAAACCGGGACAUUUUCACGCACACGCGCGUAUGUUUGUGCGCUAUGUUUUGGAAAUCCGUUUGCGCAAAGAGGACCAUCAACUCUUGAUGAGCGAUCCGGCCUGCUUGAAUCUCCAAACCCCACUUCAAGAGUCUCCAAAAGAGCGUUUCGAAAGCACAUCGCGCUUUUUUAUCGACCGAAACUCAUCGAACACUUUGAUCGAGGCGGUUUUGCUGUGAUAUCCGCGAGGAAGUGCUGCAGUUCUCGCUACAGCUGCGGAAGUGGAGGAGAGAUUUUCACGCCAGUCAUCAGUCUGUCCUGCUGUGGAUGUUCUUGGUGUUAAAGAUCAAAUACUGUAUUAAAACUUAAGCAAACGUGAUCCAGUGUUGUGUUAGCAGUAUUUUGUCCGGAAACAGUGUUAUUGCUGGGCAGCUGAGGUAAAUAAAGUGUCGACAUGGCUCAUUCUCCAGUGCAGGGCAGUCUGCCUGGAAUGCAGAAUUUAAAAGCAGAUCCCGAGGAGUUGUUCACCAAGCUGGAGAGAAUCGGCAAGGGAUCGUUUGGCGAGGUGUUCAAGGGCAUUGACAAUCGCACACAGAAAGUGGUGGCCAUCAAGAUUAUAGAUCUGGAAGAGGCUGAAGACGAAAUCGAAGACAUUCAGCAGGAAAUCACAGUAUUGAGCCAGUGUGACAGUCCUUUUGUUACAAAGUAUUAUGGCUCUUAUCUAAAGGACACAAAGUUAUGGAUCAUCAUGGAGUAUUUAGGUGGUGGAUCUGCUCUGGAUUUGCUGGAGCCUGGUGCUCUGGACGAAACGCAGAUUGCCACAAUUUUGAGAGAGAUCUUAAAAGGUCUGGAGUAUCUCCACUCGGAGAAGAAGAUUCACAGAGACAUUAAAGCUGCAAAUGUAUUGUUAUCGGAGCAAGGGGAGGUGAAGCUGGCGGAUUUCGGAGUGGCCGGUCAGCUUACAGACACGCAGAUCAAACGAAACACAUUUGUGGGCACACCCUUCUGGAUGGCACCAGAAGUCAUCAAACAGUCCGCCUAUGACUCAAAGGCUGAUAUUUGGUCAUUGGGCAUCACAGCAAUUGAACUGGCUAAAGGAGAGCCACCCCAUUCAGAUCUGCACCCUAUGAAGGUGCUGUUCCUUAUUCCAAAGAACAACCCCCCUACACUAGAGGGCAACUACUGCAAACCUCUGAAAGAGUUUAUCGAGGCCUGUUUAAACAAGGAGCCCAGUUUUAGGCCGACGGCCAAAGAGUUGCUGAAACACAAGCUCAUCGUGCGCUACGCGAAAAAAACGUCUUAUCUGACAGAGCUCAUCGACAAGUACAAGCGCUGGAAGUCAGAACAGUCCCGAGCGGAGUCCAGCUCUGAUGAGUCUGACUCAGAACCAGACGGUCAAGCAUCUGGUGGAAAUGACUUCGGCAACGACGAUUGGAUCUUCACCAUUAGAGAGAAAGACCCCAAAAAACUGCAGAAUGGGGCCAGUCUAACAGAGGAAGAGGAGCCAACCAAGCGGCCCCUGUCCCAGAGUCUGUCCACUGUCAUCAAUCCAGUAUUAACCGAGCUAAAGGAAGGAGCAGGAGAGACGGCGGUAAAGCCUGAAGUUCUGGAGCAGCUCGGAGAGGCCAUUUUCCUCGCCGAGGAGUCGUAUCCAGGAAUCGUAGACGUCAUGGUCACCCAACUCAUUCAGAGGCUACAACGGUUCUCUAGGGCAAGAACAUCGUCCUCCUCGCACCAGUGAUUAUUCCAUUAGCCUGUCCGUCUCUCUUCAGUCCCGCCCCCCCCGGCAUCAGCUCAGCGAAUCCUGACACCAGCAGACUCUGUGACGUCUACCCUGGAGGACCAACUGUCCUUCAAUAGCUUAUCAAGAGAACUUCUCAAACUCCUCAAGCUUCCCCUAGUUUCACUUUUCUUUUAUAAACACUCUUUGGAGCGCGUGAGUGAUUGGGUGUGUAUGUGUUAUAGUGUGUUUGUUAAGUUAGGCAAUGGUUGAGAUGUAGAUGUAACUCGGAGAGAAAAAUGGAGACGGUUAGUUUUGCAUUAUCGCACCCAAGCUUUUGGACGAAUCCACAUGCCAUUGUAGGGUAGGGAAGUGAGCCGUUUGCCUCUCCCUUCACCCAAAAGAAAACAAGGUAGUGUGCAUGACAAACUGCAUGUAUGACGACGUAUGUGUGUGCGUGUGUGUCCAAGCCCUGAUGUGAAGGAGAUUGCAGUUCUCAUGCUGAAAUCUCAGGUAAUCUGUAGUCAUCCAGGAAGACAGAGGGCGCUAUGUUUGGAUUUGUGUACAGACCUGUGUAUAUAGUCUCAAUUUUACAGACCUUUAAAAGAGAUGAUGGAUUUUUGCAAACGAAUCACUGUGUACAGAUGGCCAAGAGCUUCUGUAGAUAUUGUUAGAAACAAAAGAACGGUAAAUAUUUAAAAAGCAAGCCUCCGAAAUGGCCAUUACUGAAAUGCCUUGCCUUUUUAUCAAAUGUACAUUUUUGGGGGUGCUCUGUUAAUUUUAAUAAGAAGACAUUAAAGGGUUUUACUCAAAUAAGAAUUCGAGAUCCUCCUA
Molecule: messenger RNA, 2712 nt
Organism: Paramisgurnus dabryanus
Lineage: Eukaryota; Metazoa; Chordata; Actinopteri; Cypriniformes; Cobitidae
Gene: stk24b
Product: serine/threonine kinase 24b (STE20 homolog, yeast)
Biological process (GO): protein phosphorylation; negative regulation of cell migration
Cellular component (GO): Golgi apparatus; cytoplasm
Molecular function (GO): ATP binding; protein serine/threonine kinase activity
Source: RefSeq, a predicted model, not a curated record